Molecule: messenger RNA, 1802 nt
Organism: Xenopus laevis (African clawed frog)
Lineage: Eukaryota; Metazoa; Chordata; Amphibia; Anura; Pipidae
Gene: cd151.L
Product: CD151 molecule (Raph blood group) L homeolog
Biological process (GO): cell migration
Cellular component (GO): membrane; plasma membrane
Source: RefSeq, marked provisional
AUCGCUUUCUCCUUUUUGGUGUCAGUCUGUGCCGACACCCUGUCUGGUACUUUAAAAUCACUGCUGCCCGAGCUCGGUCUGGAUCGGCUCCCCUGAAAGAAUUCCGCAGUGCUACUGAGUCACAACCGCAGAGUCACAAUGAGCGAGUUCAAUGAGAAAAAGGAGACCUGCGGCACUAUUUGCCUGAAAUACCUGCUUUUCACCUUUAACUUUUUCUUCUGGUUGGCAGGCCUGGCAGUAAUGGCCGUGGGGAUCUGGACACUGAUCCAGAAAAGCGAUUACAUUAGUCUUCUGCCUUCCAACACUUAUGCAGCCACCGCCUACAUUCUGGUCAUUGCCGGAGCUAUCGUUAUGGUAACAGGCAUCCUGGGAUGUUGUGCCACUUUCAAGGAGAGAAAAAGUCUGCUCAAAGUGUAUUUUAUCCUGUUGUUGUGCAUCUUUAUCCUAGAGGUCCUGGCAGGAAUUCUGGCCUAUAUUUACUACCAGCAGCUGAAUACAGAGCUCAAGCAGAGCCUCAAGCAAACUAUGACCACAAAGUACAAACAGCCGGGAGAGGAGAAAGUGACCAAUGCUGUUGACAAACUGCAGCAAGAGUUCAAGUGCUGCGGCAGUAAUAAUUCUGACGACUGGAGGGAUAGCAUGUGGAUUAACUCUCCUGAGGCUGAAAAGCGCUUAGUUCCCGACAGCUGCUGCAAGACGGUUACUCAGCGUUGUGGAGUUCGGGAUCACCCAUCCAAUAUCUACAAGGUGGAGGGUGGCUGUAUCACCAAGCUUGAAAGCUUUAUUCGGGCUCAUCUGCUAAUCAUAGGCGCCGUGGGGAUUGGCAUUGCCUGUGUUCAGCUUUUUGGUAUGAUUUUCACCUGCUGCCUGUACAGGAGCCUAAAGUCGGAGCCAUAUUGAGAACACUUAAGACUUGUUGCUUUUUUCCCUGCUGACAACACAUCCUGCUGCCUUAAAACACAUCCCUGGCACUGAGGCCUAUCUUGGUCCCUUUGUAAUGGCAGAUUACGUCAUUAUUAACAUUCAGCAUUUCAUAACACAUGCACUGUGUGGAACCUUUGGAUCACUGUUGUUUUUAUCCCAUGAUAUUAUCAGCCUGUGACUGUAUCCAGUGCCAAACAAGAACAUAACCAAGUCCCCAUGUUAGAGACUGCAAAACAAGACAAACCCUUCCUCUGCUUACUAACAUUUGCUGAUAUUAGCAUCCAUAUUUAGAGAUAUUUCCUCUCCAGACUAUUUUAAAAAAGACAUGUGGAAGUUGCACCAAAUGAUAAUCUCCAGGUAGCAACUCCCUGUCCUACCCUAUGACUGAUCUUCGGUCCUUCUUUUCAAUCCAGAUGACUUGGUAUUCUUCAAGAGGAGCUUCAAGAAUGGGCAUUGGCCAUAAUUUGCAAUGGCAUUGUCUGGUAAACAUCCCAUGCAAGAAAAUCAGUUACUAUUUGGCAAAUUGAUGGAAAAAUGCACAUUAACUUACAGUAUUUUUAUAUAGUGAACCGAUAUAGAAGAGCGGGAGUGGUUUGGUGUUUCCAAUAACUUAGUUGGGUUAUUAAGAAAAUGCAGAAGUGUUCUAUAAAUCAUCUCCUGUUUAGCACACUUGCCCUUUUAAGACCCAGGUGGUACACUAUUUCCAUGACAUUUUAUAACUCAGUUUUACUGCACCCUGCUGCAAAGUAUUUAAACAGUCUUAUCCCCAUUAGGGCCCUCUUUACUCUUGGGUAUCCAGCAGUAUCUGGGUGUGCUCUCCCUCUAGUCAUAAGCCUGGUUAUAGGCAUAUAUUGCAAUGGUUGUAAUCAAUUUUUAAU